This is a messenger RNA of Salvelinus sp. IW2-2015, 5488 nucleotides long. RefSeq names its product synapsin-1. Gene Ontology annotation, cellular component: synaptic vesicle membrane; synaptic vesicle. The transcript has 13 exons. NCBI's taxonomy places the organism in Eukaryota, Metazoa, Chordata, Actinopteri, Salmoniformes, Salmonidae. The record is from RefSeq and is a predicted model, not a curated record. The coding region runs from base 705 to 2753 and encodes 682 amino acids. Gene Ontology annotation, molecular function: ATP binding. Gene Ontology annotation, biological process: neurotransmitter secretion.
GUUUUAUUUCUCAAAAUGCCCGCAGUCAUUCCCCCGACACGAAAGCUACGCGCCUAUCAAUAGUCUCUCUUCAGCACCACCCUUCAUCCCAACCUGCCCCGCUCGUCUCAAAGGAUACAGGGGAGUGACGCAGGAGGAUAGAAGGAAAAACUGCGCCGAACCUCGAAAGAAGGAUUGGGUAGGGGGUGCUGCAAUAAGACAAAUUAUGUACACCCAAUUGUAAGUCACGGAUCCUCCGUUCCCUAGAACUGAGACCGAAGCACGUCCUGUCUGGUCAGAGGACGUGGAAGCCAGACUCACCUGUUAUCUAUUUUACGCAACCACCCACGAAUCGUUUGAUGGAUGCGAAUCGAAUUUGGAUAAUUAUUUGAGGUAGGCGAAGGUUAGAUAUUCGUGUUGACUUUUCUCACCGUGACCAGUAGACAUAUCCUUCCUCGAGUCAAUUGAACAGGUCUAAACCUUGAAGCAGGUACAGGCCACUCCAUCGGUAGGAUUAGAAAAUAAACGAAUUCAAUUGAUACCAUUUUGACAACCAGUUUUUUCUUCUGCGACCCCGGAUUGAUUAAUUUACAACUGAUCCUUCUAUUCAAAUGGAAAAAUAGGUUUGGUUAUAGGCUAUUGGUAGGUUAAUUCAUCCAUUGUUAAUUUGCAUCAGAGGGGAGGAUUCGCCAUAUACCUUUUCGUAUACUUUUUUGAUCUUCAACAUGAAUUACCUGCGUCGUCGGCUGUCGGACAGCAAUUUUAUGUCCAAUUUGCCCAAUGGGUACAUGACUGACCUACAACGCCCUGACCCGCCUCAGCAAGACCCUGCAAUAGUGUCGCCUGGACCACCAGAGAGGCGUAUGUCUACCAACCAGCAUUCUGAGGGCUCUGGAAGCGGAGCCGGAGCUGGUUUUUUAUCCUCAUUUACUAAAGCUGUCAAACAAACCACUGCCGCUGUCGCUGAGAAAGUCACCGAGGUAGCAGGCGUUGCCUCUGGUGCCAAGAUACUCCUGGUUAUUGAUGACCAACAGACAGACUGGGUAAAGGUCUUCAAAGGUAAAAAGGUUCAUGGUGAAUUCGACAUUAAGGUGGAACAGGCUGACUUCUCUGAAAUCAACUUGAUAGCUCAUGCUACGGGGGCCUAUAGUGUUGAUAUAGAAGCCAUCCGGAAUGAAACCAAGGUCACCAAAUGUUUCAGGCCUGACUUUGUGCUGGUUAGACAGCAUGCCUUCAGUAUGGCCAAGAAUGGAGACCACCGACACAUAGUGAUUGGGUUGCAGUAUGCUGGUCUCCCAGGUGUAAACUCUCUGCACUCUGUCUACAACUUCUGUGACAAGCCAUGGGUGUUUGCUAAUAUGGUGAGAUUGUACAAACAACUGGGACCAGAGGAAUUCCCACUGAUCGAGCAGGUUUACUAUCCCAACCACAGGGAAAUGAUCACCACUCCUGGUUUCCCUGUGGUGGUGAAAAUGGGCCACGCCCACUCAGGGAUGGGGAAGGUGAAAGUGGACAAUCAAUAUGACUUCCAAGAUAUUGCCAGUGUUGUUGCCCUGACCAAGACCUAUGCCACAUCUGAACCUUUCAUCGAUGCAAAGUACGAUGUCCGCAUCCAGAAGAUCGGAGACAAUUACAAGGCCUACAUGCGGACAUCGAUUUCAGGGAACUGGAAAACCAACACUGGUUCAGCCAUGCUGGAGCAGAUAGCCAUGUCAGACAGGUAUCGAAUGUGGGUGGACUCCUGCUCUGAGGUGUUUGGUGGUUUGGAUAUGUGUGCUGUGGAGGCUCUGCAUGGGAAAGAUGGCAAGGAUUACAUCAUAGAGGUGGUGGGCUGCUCCAUGCCCCUGAUUGGAGACCAGCAGGAUGAAGACCGUGCACAAAUUGCAGAAUUGGUCGUUUCCAAAAUGAACCAGACAGUCCCACACAUUGCAAGUCCCUCUCCUGUCCGCCCCACAGCUGCACAGCCCGCACAGAAAGCUGCAUCCCCUCAGCCCAUCUCACAACCCAAAGUGCCACAGGCUCAGCAACGCCCUCCUCCCCAAGGUGGCCCACAACAAGCCCCCACCAGCACUACCGCCCCUCGCCAAGGCUCCCCCUCCCAGCAGCGCCCCUCACCCCAAGGCCAGCCCCCUGCCCAAAGCUCCAACACCCAGAACCCCUCUGCCCAGGCACCACAGCAGGCCAGACAGGCCAACCCAGGAGCUGGGGCCCAGCAGCGUCCCCCAGGGCAGGGGCAGAAACACUCCUCUGGUCAGGGCUCCCCCCAGAGAUCCAUGAGCCAGGGGGGCUCCCCCCAGAGCCAGAGGCCACAGCAGUCAGGUCCCCAGCAGCAGCAGCAGAGACCCCCCCCUGGAGGCCCGGGCCAGAAGCCCACAGGGGGCCAGCCCCAGCAGAGGCCCCAGCAGAAGCCAGGCCAGCCCGCCAGGCAACAGUCCCAGGGAGGCAGUCCCCAGGUCCCACAGCAGCAGAGGGCUCCAGCCCAGCAAGGUCGCCCCGGGGCCCCUACCACUCAGCAGCCCCGCCCUAGUGCCCAGGGCCAGGGAGGCCCCGGAGGGAAACCCCCUCUGCAGCAGAAACCCCAGCCCCCACUGAAGCCCAGCCAUGACCACCCUGCUAUGGGAGCCACCCCUCCACUGAACAAGUCCCAGUCUCUUACCAAUGCCUUCAACAUUCCAGAAACACCAGCCCCGCAGGCCAGCCUUAGCCAGGAUGAGGUGAAGGCUGAGACCAUACGCAACCUACGCAAAUCUUUUGCCAGUCUCUUUUCAGACUGAGAGAUGGAGUAAGCCCCCCUCCCACACCGACAGAAAGACAGACAGACUGAAAGACAGACCCUUCCCCGCCAAUGCGCAAAGGACCAACAGGACUUCACCUCCCUAUUAUGGACAUUGAUGUACAUUGAUGUGAACAUUCAUUAUAAAACAUCCACUGCCUAUACAUUUCAAGACCACACAUAGAAUAUAAUACAGCUAGGUUUGUUGGUGUCAGUCUGAAACAUUCCCAGUCACCUUCACAUUCAAAAUGAUUUACACACACACACACACACACACACACACACUUCUCUUGUUGUUGCACGUGUGUUUAAAUUUCUGAAAAAAGGUGAAGAUUCUUGUCCCUUUAUAGAUUGUGUUGUUAUAUAAUGGGACAUUACAUUUCAGUAGGUGGCCUGUGUUACUACAGUGGCUGUUUGUAUGGUAUGUAUUGAAAGAUAUCUGCUUGGUCAUCCUUUGAUCAUUUUGAAUGUUUUUUAUGCUAAUAGUGGGAUCAAUACACUGGUAAUCUUCAUGAAAGUGUUGCCAGUUUUCUGUUGUUACUGUAAAAUCAUAGUGACACAUUUGACCAACUUUUGGUUGGCUCUCAAAUAAACCAUCACUAAACCAUCACAGUAGGUCACUUCAUUGUUACAGUAAAGCAACACUAUAGCUGUUUGAGCUACCCAUUUAUUCUAAGUGAUGUUGCUUUAGAUGCAUGUCAAUAAAGGAGGUAUGGUUGCAGUUUCAACCACUCACUUUGGCGCUUGUAACCGUGUUGUCACAUGUAAUUAGCUAGAGUAGUUAGCAUUGCAAAAGUAUGUGUUGUUUUUGUGAGAAUGCCGUUGCUGCCUCCCUCUCCCUUAUCCUUUUACAUUAGGACAAAACCCCAAUAGCACUCAUCUUGGAAAACAUGCCUUACACAGACACAGAGUUCAGUCAGAUCAAAUGGUAUUGUCUCAGGGAUGUCCUGGUGAUUGUGACACACGCGUGUCAGGAGUCAGGUCUUCCAUACGUUGCACUGUAAUUAGGAUAAUGAUCUACUGCAAAUGAUAGCAAAAGCAUAUGUUUUUAUUGAGGUAGAAUGUAUUUGUUAUUUGAAAUGUAUUUGCACAUGAAGUAUAACAAAAUUAUACUUGAAUACAUGAACCAAGAGAUGUUUUUUUUAUUUUAAUGUCAGUUUGUCAGAUUGCAGAGACACAGCCAUCUUAGUGCUCUAUUUUACCAGCCCACAAGGGCCUGGAAUGCUGCUGUCUCUGUGAGUGGAGAGUGUAUGGGUGCCUGUGCUGUCUGUCCCCUGUUUCCCAACAGGGUCACAGCUUAUGAGCAGGAGGCCUAGUCCAAUGAAAUGCUCAGCCAAGGAAUGUCCCAUGGAUCAUGUAGGCAGUGUAAAAUAAAUGCACUGGGAUUCCCCCUGUGGGAUAUACCACUGCAUUAAACUUCUGUUUGAUUUUCUACUCAUAACACUUUCUCCCCAAAAUAUCAAUCAAUGACCCCUUUGAUAAUUGGUCAGAAAAAGAGCCCAUUGCUGAGACCUCUUUCAAGGGCACUAAACAUGUCUUCCAAAAAGAGUGUGUUCCAUGUCAACAUGGCAUAUGUUGUUUUGGAGCCAAUUCGGAAAGUCCCAAUCUCCUUGCAGAACCCCUGUGCAUCGGCCCCUUUGUGUAUCCACAGUGACCCCUUGUGAUAAGUGGUGCAUAAACGUAUUCAUGUUGUUCUGUAAAACUGUCAAACCAAAUAGAAUUGUCGUACAGAUGGUGACAUACAAAAUAUGCAGAUUCGUCACGCCCCCCCCCCCCGCGCUGCUGGCUGUGCUUGUUAAUAUUUUGUGUGUUUUCAAUGAAUACUUGUGGAUGUUGGUUGAUUUUUGGCAUUUCUGUCAUUCAUUUUUGGGGAUUAAGCCCUUUUUUAGUACUGGCAUUUAUGGUCAUGGAUUAUUUCUACUUUUUGAAGAAGCUUUUUUAACUUCAGUUUCUCUUCUAUUCAGGAUUACAUGUCUUUGUUUUUUGAACGUCUAUUAAACUUCUUAUAAUAGGACUCAAUGUAAAUCAUAACUCAGCAAACAGAAUUGUCAUGGUAUACCAUUUUGUGUGGAUCACAGAAACCUCAAAUGAUACCUCCUACAAAUCUGUGAAAUUGACUUGUCUAGAUGAAGGUGUGAUUGGCAUGAAUUGUUACUGUUUUACUCUGCUCUCUGCCUCUGCUUGUAACAGAGUGGUAUGCUUUCCCUCCUAUAACUCAUAGCUAUGUUUGGAGUUAUAAUCCUCCUGUGGAUUAUACAUUGGGGGGAUAAUUACAACAAUCUUGAUGAAUCCUAUUUGUUGAUAUUCAUAGACGUGUUUGUUGACGUGGUACAUGUUUCUUUUAAAUGUUUACAUUCUUUUUAAUGGAUAUAUUUGAAUGUAUGUUUACAAUUGGUAGGCUAUGCCUUUUUCCUUUGGUAAAGUGGUUUUCCUGUUUCUAAAUGCAGAUGUUUUGUUUUAGAAAGGUUUUAUCUGUUAUCUGCACUAUGAAUUUCUGUGAAAUUGAUUGUCAAUAUUGAUGCCUGCCAGAUGUAUAAAAUAAGAAAUCUAUAUAUGUAUCUAAAAUAAACAACAAUCAAGAGGAAAUAUUAAAUAUAUUGUAAAUCAUGGUGGAGUGUUAAAAUACAUGUAGAAACGUAUAGUUGAUGUUAUUUGCAAUGUAGCUGAAUAAUUAUGUGAAAAUUACUAUGCUAUCAACAUGUGCACAUAUUCAAUAAAGUUCAAGACCAAUAGUAA